This is a messenger RNA of Echinops telfairi (small Madagascar hedgehog), 2644 nucleotides long. It is a transcript of the gene TTC9C, whose product is annotated as tetratricopeptide repeat domain 9C. Bases 1401 to 1916 code for a protein of 171 amino acids. Gene Ontology annotation, molecular function: protein binding. The record is from RefSeq and is a predicted model, not a curated record. The transcript is spliced from 3 exons. Lineage: Eukaryota; Metazoa; Chordata; Mammalia; Afrosoricida; Tenrecidae.
UUCCGUACUCUUGAGGUUUCUGCGCGGCCCUCCGGACAUCCUUCCCGGACCCCCACUCCCUUCCUGACCCUACCCCAGUCCCACGUCCAACUGCCACCCUUGGAGUUUGCUUGCUAGUCCCUGUUUCCUAAGGACUAUGCUCGCAGCAGCUUCUAGAAAUUAAGAACAGAUUUCUGUGUCCCGCUCCUUUUAGAAAAACGUCAUAAGGGGCUCUGUUGCACCACAAACGCCUACUAGCAAUCGUCUCCCCGCCUAGUAAACAAUAGGACGCUCCAGAACCUAGGAACACCGGAGGCCCAAGACGCUCUUUUCUCAAGGCCUCCGCUUCUACCUAGCAACAGACGUGCCGACUCCGCCAUUCGGCUCUCGCAUUAGCCAACUUGAAUAGUUAUAUGCAGUUCUGAUUGGCUGGCUGUAACCGUCCGGGAUUUUUCCAAUUGGCUGAGGUGCCCGGGGACUUUUUCGGCUUGACGCGUCGGGAAGGUUGGAGAGGAGGAGCCACUUCUGCGGAGCUACUUUCCCGGGACCGGUUUGGAUUGGACGCCGUGAUGCAAGGAGUGCGACCCUUUAGCUGCUAAACUGUCGGGAAAACGGGUCCUUUUGUCUCCGUGCUCUCUCCGUACGCCAAGUUCAGUAGACUUCCGGGCUGCGGCGGGUGGGCAGGACUUGGACUUGCAACUAAGUUGCUGCGGAGUCGCCAUCUGUGGGUUAGGCGCCCAGACCUCAUUCUUAGCCGUCCCCUGCCUCGUUCCGCAUGCUUGUUGAAGAAGUGCAAAGGAAGGGCAAGCAAGGAGGCAAGCUCUCUGGAUUGUUUUUAAGAUCUCGUCCCGCCUACUUCCUUGCACUUCCAGGUCGGGGGAGGGUGUGUCCAAAAACCCCCAACCAAACCCACCACCUUCGAGUGGAUUCCCAUUCGGGGACGACGUGACCGGCCGAGUACGGUAGAAUUGUCCCAGUGGGUUUCCAAGGGUGCAGGUCUACGUCGUUCUCCGGCAGAACGACAGGUGGGUUCGAACCGCUGACCUUUUGAUUAGCAACCAAGAGCUUAAACCACGGCACCACCAGGGCUGCUAGUCCAAAAACGAAUUUAAAAAGGAGGGAGCAAAGUCCGCGGCGUCCUUCGCCCGCUGCAAUUCCUUAGGGCCUUUCAGGGAUCACUGCACCCGGAAUCUCCCUUUUAUCCAUCAUUUAAUCUUUAGCUUUUCCCUCUCCACAAGCCUUUCCUAAUUAGUUUCUGCAUUUCUGGAGGCAGGAAAAAGACCACAGGGAGAAGAAGGUAGACCCUCCCGGAGAAGGGCAAUUUCCCGCUUUCUGAGUCGGCUACCAAAAUCGGUUCUUUGGCGCCCAUCGUCUGGAGCGCCACUUGGCUCUUGUGACGCCUCGAUUCUGUAGGAGGACUUAUGGAGAAGCGCCUGCAGGAGGCUCAGCUGUACAAGGAGGAAGGGAACCAGCGCUACCGCGAAGGGAAGUACCGCGAUGCCGUGAGCAGGUACCAUCGAGCUCUGCUGCAGCUCCGGGGGCUGGACCCAAGCCUGCCCUCCCCAAUACCUAACCUAGGACCCCAGGGCCCGGCCCUCACACCCGAACAAGAAAAUAUUCUGCAUAGCACCCAGACAGACUGCUACAACAAUCUAGCCGCAUGCCUUCUUCAGAUGGAGCCUGUGAACUACGAACGAGUAAAGGAAUAUAGUCAGAAAGUUCUCGAACGACAACCUGAUAAUGCCAAGGCCUUGUACCGGGCUGGAGUGGCCUUCUUCCAUCUGCAGGACUAUGACCAGGCUCGGCACUACCUCGUGGCUGCCGUCAACAGGCAGCCGAAAGAUGCCAAUGUGCGGCGGUACCUCCAGAUGACACAGUCGGAGCUCAGCAGCUACCGUCAGAAAGAGCAGCAGCUUUACCUGGGCAUGUUUGGCUAACAGGGAAGAUGCCCCUGCACGUGCACAUGGGUGGACUGUUAAAGACCCAUCGGGGGAGGACCCGAGCCUCAGCAGGAGACAGACACCCCAUACCUCUGGCCCACGUGGCUCACUUUUGCCCCCAGUUCUUCACAAACUCUCUCAUCUUUACACAGGCCUGUUCCUUUUGUGUCUCCAGCUUUGUACAGCUUUCAAUACAUGUUGUACUGGAGCGUUUUCACCUUGGGGAAGAAACAUUUUCACCAGAACGUUCCCUGGGGGAAUGUUUUCAUUAGAACCUUGACCAGAAAACAUUCAGCAGCCCUGUCAUCCAUGAGGGACGUAGCCCUAUCAGUGGCCUAGGUUUUGUUGAUAGAUCUCUUGACAUCUGUUUAUAUGCCGAGAGGAGCAAAGCGGGCGGAGGCGAGAAUAGCCACGAUCGGUGGAAAGCAGUGUCUUGCUUCGUUUCCCGAGAUGCCCAGAGCCAGAGUGAUACGGGCCACAGACCUCGGGCUCUAUUUUUUGGUGAUGCUAAAAUACAUCGGGCCCAAGUCUAUGAAAAUACAAUCCCUGGCUAUCCCUUACCCACCUUUGGUUACAUUAUACUUGCUGAUCCUCCUUGAUAGUCACACACAUUGCGCUUCGCUUAUCCUGCAAAGUGUGUGCCCCGUUGUUUCUCUCGGGACUUUCGUCUCUCAGAUCAUAAAUAAGCCUAUUUAUUUUUCCAUUAAACGAUUCUAUCUCAAGCA